GUCAAAAAAGUCAAAUCAACGAGACGAAACGUCAAGUGUGACGUACCCAAAUAAAUAAAUCAAAAUAUUCGAAAUGUUUUAACGAAAAUCAAGGUAGUUUCAAAGUUUUCAUCGGCGAAUUCCAAUCGAUCUCGAACAGGUUCAUCGACAAAUGAUCGUACAUAAAAUCCAACGGUAAUUACGACAAAAUGAUCGCCCAGAAGGCAGAUUUUCCGAACAGAGAGGCUACGAUAAAUACGCUGAAAGAACUGUGCGCUAACAAUUCCGAAUAUUUCUCGAACGACAAUUCCGAAAAUGGCCAAAGACUGUACAUGUCUUGCAUGGCAAUGAUUGAAAUCUCCGAAAGUAUUAAAAUAAAAACUGGCUAUAUCGAAACCAAGGUAGCUUCAUUCGACUUCGACGAAAAUACUCCAGGCAACGGUUACAGAAGCUUCAUUAAAGUUGUAGAUUUGGCUUUGAAGCUUGCACUAACCGCCCUCGAAAGGGUGACUGAUAGAAGGGACAGCUUGUUAUUUAGAAAGACUACUAUUACAAAAGAUGUUGAAUCUUGCUCACAUUUAUUAACCAGCAUCGAGGGCUGUUUAAAUCAAUUAGAAUCUCAUUUAUGUUGGAGUGAUCCGGGUGAUCUCUUUGUAAGAGAUGAUUGCCCUUUACAUGAGUUAUUGGCAAAAUAUGGUGAAAUCAAUCAACACUGCUUUUAUGGCAGAAACCUCGGAUUUCAGUUUUGUGACUCAAUUAAGAAUCUCCUGCAAUUUAUAUCGUUAUCGAUGGCACUAUUUUCCGAAGUGUACUACAGCCAAGGUUCUCUCCUGCAAAAGGCGACGAAUUCGGCGAUGUCCUCGGCGAAGUUCCUCACCGAUCCCGAACUCCGGGCUCGACGCAUCGUAAACCUGGGCCAGAACGCCGAAGUGGACUUCUGCAAGGCCUUCUGGUUCCUCUCCGAGACGGAAUUGCUGAACCAAUUGCCUUCGAUCGUGGCCCCGUCGGUGGCCGUUUCUAAAAUCAUUCAAUUACCGCCCGAACCGCUCGUGGCGAAGACCACCGAAGGCGAGGAAAUCGACGUCCCGGUGCCGGCCUCUUUCAUCGGUCGAAAAUCCGUGCAAGUUCGCCUCAUCAGCCACAAGAUCCGCACGGGGAUGAUCGGCACCAAAGGUAAAGGCGGCGAGCCGCCCUCCAAAGGCCUAUUGUUCCAUUGUCACGGGGGCGGCUUCGUCGCCCAAUCGUCCAAAUCGCACGACGGCUACCUGAGAGAUUGGGCGAAGGAAUUGGACGUGCCCAUUCUGUGCGUCGAUUACAGCUUGGCCCCCGAAGCGCCUUAUCCCAGAGCUUUGGAAGAGAUCUUCUACGCCUACUGUUGGGCCCGAAAGCACUUUAGCCUUCUGGGAUCCACAGGCGAGGUUAUUGUAGCGGCGGGGGAUUCGGCCGGAGCGAAUUUACUUCUGAGUACGACUUUGAAAUGCGCUAAAUUGAAAAUACCAGUAUUUACCGGUUUGUUCGUGGCCUACGCGCCUACUUUAGUCCAUUACACGCCGUCGCCUUCACGAUUGUUGUGCAUGAUGGAUUCAUUGAUACCCUUUGGAUUCCUAAUGAGAUGUCUCAAAGCUUACGCCGUUCCGGAUCCGAACGUGAAGCAGUUCGCUUCGAACAGCGAUGCCGAUAAUUCCGAUACGGAAAGCUUCGAGGAAAUAUCCGAAUCGGAUUUGAUGGAGCUGCGCGCCCAACGAUCGCCCGUUUCUGAGCAAUCCGACACCUUGACCUACGAGUCACUGAACUCCGAAGACGAGCCGGAAGGGUCGUCGAAGAUGAAAGGUCAGAUGAAGGAGUUGCUUGAAAGCUGUAGUAGAGCUGGUUCGGACUCGGAAGCCGAUCGUAAAACUACAGAAUCUUUGCAGACUAAAUUUACGUCGAUCAUCUCGAAUUUUAGGGAAUCAUUUUCGAAAUAUUUAAUUGUAGGUGAUAGGGGGCGCGCUUCGGAGGCUACUAAACUCCUGGAUUUGGAUGUGGAUCCGAAGAGUUCGUUUAUGGAUAAGUUUUCGUUCGACGUGCCCAAGGAUCCUUUCCUUAGUCCUUUAUUGGCCGCCGAUGAGGAUUUGAAGAAAUUUCCACCGACUAGAGUUUUAAGCGUUCAAAUGGAUCCUUGUCUUGAUGAUUGUAUCAUGUUCGCAAGAAGGCUGAAAACUAUUGGCAACAAUGUACAAGUGGAUGUAUUGGAAGGCCUACCGCAUGGAUUUCUCAAUUUUUCGUUGUUCUCCAAAGAGGCCUAUGAUGGUUCGAAAGUGUGUAUUAAACGAAUCGAUGAAUUAUUGAAUAAAAUUAAACAAUAAUAAUUAGUUUGAUUAGUCAAUUUAAAUAAAAUCUAAUUUAUUUAAAUGUUAAUCUAAACCAACAAAAAACAAUAAACUAAUAUGAAUAGUUCUCGCCCUAUUUUAUAGAGGAGAGAAACUCAAGUAUUAUUAGAUAUUGUACCUAUAUGUAAUCGAGAUAUCAAAAGGCUAUUUUAAAAUUGGACAUCCCCAAACAAAAGAAAAUAAUUUCUUUAAAUCUUGUCACGUUCAAAAAAUUUGUAAUCUUCAAAAUACUCAUCUUCGAAUAUUUCUAUUAAUAAAGCAAUAAAAAUCCAGAAUAGAUGCUUUGUUCAAAAGUGUCUUGAAAACUAGUCAUUUUAUUAUUGCUUUAUCCGCAAUUAUCAAAGCUUGCAGCUGAUAUCUCGGUUAAUAUAUUAAUGGAAGGCGAGAUUUGUUUGUAAAAAUAAAAUAGUGAUAUUAUUUUUAUAUGGUAUUUAAAACUUGUAAUUGAUCGGGAUAUUUAUACAUGUAAAUGAAUUGUUAUUGCUUAUGAAGUUUUGGCCUAUAAAUUAAAGAAAUAUGAAUAUUUAAUAAACGUUUUUGUUUCAUACUUUUACAGGGUGUAUAAAAAUCAUUAAUCGAUAUACACUGAUCGUUAUUGCCAAAUUUGAUUUGUUGAUUCGAGUAACUGUAUACUCAUCAGUCUACCAUCUUACACAAACUUUAACCAAUUAAUGUCCUGCACUUAAAAUAAUGAUAUACCUAUUAAUCCUGAUGGGGCGAAUAAAACUUUGUAGAUAAAGUAGGCGAUAUGGGAUCCCCGAACCUUUCCGUAAACGAAUCUUUGUGGCUUUUGGCCCUCGUCUCGAUGGCCCUGUCAUAGAAUCUGGACAAUUUAACGGCAUUCGAAGUACCUGCGGCGAGAUACCUGGUCUGCCUGCAGUCCAUGACGAUUUCGUCGCAUCCCAAACUCGUCGCGACGCUCUCGGAGCGCGUCUUGCGAUCGUCUGACUGGUCCACUUUCGUUCCGAUCACUAGAUAAGGGAUCGUUGAUGUGUUGCCUAUGUAACUCUCCUGGUCGAAUUCGAUGUCGAUACCAAUCCCAGGGGAGUUCGAUAGGAUGUUUAAAGACGUGGAGGAUUUCCGUUCUCUACUGUUCUUUCCGAUUUCUCGCACCCACUUGUGUAGGUUUUUUUCGGAUUUACCGUUGGUGAGGUCGUGGACUAAUAUGGCUCCGUGGCAGGGAUUGUAGAAUACAGAUCUAGCGUUUCGGUGGGAAUGGCUUCCUCCGAUGUCCCAGAAUUCCACGAAGAAGGUCUUUUGUUCCUUCAUACCU
Phyllotreta striolata is the source of this 3621-nucleotide messenger RNA. The record is from the annotation of a GenBank genome assembly. NCBI's taxonomy places the organism in Eukaryota, Metazoa, Arthropoda, Insecta, Coleoptera, Chrysomelidae.